Molecule: messenger RNA, 973 nt
Organism: Procambarus clarkii (red swamp crayfish)
Lineage: Eukaryota; Metazoa; Arthropoda; Malacostraca; Decapoda; Cambaridae
Source: RefSeq, a predicted model, not a curated record
GAGAGAGAGUGCCGGUGGUGGUGGUGGCUGGGAGCGUGGCGGUGCUGGCGCUGGUGGUGGUGGGGCUCUCCUCACUCUUCCUCUGCAACAGGCGACACUCUGGUGGCAAAGGAGACACAGAGGUAUAGAGAUCGGCGACCAGCCUGAGCACACCAAGUGUCUGUUCUUACGCGACCAACAUGUUGGCGGAGGUGGAGCAAUAUGUCGGCGGAGGUGGAGCAAGAUUGUCGGCGGAGAUGGAGCAAGAUUGUCGGCGGAGAUGGAGCAAGAUUGUCGGCGGAGAUGGAGCAAGAUGUCGGCGGAGGUGGAGCAAGAUGUCGGCGGAGAUGGAACAAGAUGUCGGCGGAGGUGGAGCAAGAUGUCGGCGGAGGUGGAGCAAGAUGUCGGCGGAGAUGGAACAAGAUGACGGCGGAGGUGGAGCAAGAUGUCGGCGGAGGUGGAGCAAGAUGUCGGCGGAGAUGGAACAAGAUGUCGGCGGAGGUGGAGCAAGAUGUCGGGAGACGUGGAGCAAGAUGUCAGCAGAGGUAAAGAGAGAUUUAUAAAUUAAAACUAAACUACUCUUAUUUUGUCCUGUUUGUGGACAGAAGUUUUCCCCAUGACAGCAGUAGGCCUGUCUCCCCUCACUCCUCAAGACUGGAAAAAAAAACAAAUCUAAAAUUAGGUUUAUAUAACUAAUGCUUGAUUUGCUUGUUUUCUAAAAAUUAUUGUUAAUUGAUAAGAAAUAAAUUCAUAUUAAGAUGACCUAUUAUAGACCGAUUUUUAAGUUGCAGGUGAUGUAUAGAGACUAAAAUGUUGGUGCUGUUCACACUAUUAAUUCCUUCCUCCCCAUUAUUUCUCCCGCGCUGCCUAAACCCUUAAUAAAGUCUCCAGUUACUCCAUGAUGACGCCCAGACAUUAUUUAGUUCCUUUGUAAAUACUGUACAGUUACUUUUACGUUUGCACAUUUUGAUGUUAAAUUUGCUAUAUAUAUAUA